GCAACGUCAAAAAGUUAUAUUACAAAACAAGUGUCAAGGCUAAGUUAACAUAUAUACAUAAUUUCUUAUCUAAAUUCAUGAUAAACGAAAAAUAUAUUGUGUUUAUGAAAAUGGUUGUGAGUAGAAGUUUCUUUUCGUUCGGAAAAACCGUGGUAAGAAGAUUUCAACACAGAGUAGAUAUAGUUGGGAGACAAUAUUCCACUGAAGGACCUCUUUUUCCCGGAGCCAAAACAACAUGGACGGAGAACCUGGAAUUUACCGGAUCUCAUUCCUACAAACCCAUUCCAGUUUACAGAGUCCUGGAUAGACAGGGGAAUGUUGUUAACCCCGAAAAUGAUCCAAAGUUGCCCGAUAACAUUCUAGUAAAGAUGUACAAAGACAUGACGCUACUAGGUGCAUUGGACAAAGUAUUAUACGAAGCACAAAGACAAGGACGGAUAUCUUUCUACCUGACCAAUUACGGGGAGGAAGCUACCCAGGUUGGUAGCGCCGCAGCUUUAGAUACCAGUGACGUAGUUUACGGACAAUACAGAGAAGUGGGGGUGUUGAUGUGGAGAGGGUAUUCUCUGCAACAGUUCGUAGAUCAGUGUUACGGUAAUAUCCAUGAUCCAGGACAGGGAAAACAGAUGCCUGUACAUUACGGAAGCAAAGAGCUGAAUUUUGUAACAAUUUCCAGUCCUUUGAGUACCCAAAUGCCACAGGCUGCAGGUUCUGCGUACGCUCUUAGAGGAAAAAACAGAGUUGUAGCAUGCUACUUCGGCGACGGGGGAGCAUCAGAAGGAGAUGCGCACGCAGCUUUUAAUUUCGCUGCUACUUUAAACUGCCCCGUCAUAUUUAUUUGUAGAAACAAUGGUUACGCUAUCUCGACUCCAGUUGAGGAACAAUACCAAGGAGAUGGAAUUGCAGCUAGAGGUCCAGGAUAUGGAAUUAAUACGCUAAGAGUGGAUGGUAAUGAUGUUUUGGCUAUGUACAACGUGACCAAGAUGGCGAAAGAGUAUGCUCUGAAGGAAAGCAAACCAGUUCUUAUAGAAGCUAUGACUUAUAGGGUAGGUCAUCACACGACUUCCGAUGACAGUACUGCAUAUAGAGACCCAAAAGAAGUGGAGCUGUGGGCCAAAAAUGACUAUCCUACAGAUAAACUGAAGUAUUACUUAAAUAACAAAGGACUGUGGGAUGAUAAGCAGGAUAAAGAAUGGAUAGAGGCAGCUAGAAAGAAUGUUAUGGAGGCUUUUAAGGUUGGAGAACGGAAAAUGAAGCCCAAGUGGGAUAUUAUGUUCGAUGAAGUGUACAAAUAUAUUCCCGCACACUUAAAGAAACAAAAGACUGAAAUGGCACAGCACCUGAGCACCUACAAGCAACACUAUCCCCUUGACAACUUUGAAUCGAAAUAAAUUGUAAAAUAAAACAA
This is a messenger RNA of Diabrotica balteata, 1408 nucleotides long. The record is from the annotation of a GenBank genome assembly. NCBI's taxonomy places the organism in Eukaryota, Metazoa, Arthropoda, Insecta, Coleoptera, Chrysomelidae.